Molecule: messenger RNA, 1334 nt
Organism: Arabidopsis thaliana (thale cress)
Lineage: Eukaryota; Viridiplantae; Streptophyta; Magnoliopsida; Brassicales; Brassicaceae
Exons: 2
Coding region: 132-974 (280 amino acids)
Source: RefSeq, marked reviewed
GUACAAGUUUAUCCAAAAUUCCAAACAAUUUAACGUCGUUUACUCUUCAGUUUCUCAGAGAUUUCAAAAUUAGUUUUUCUUCUUCUUCUGAAAAUUAGGGUUUUUUGGGGGAUUCUCGUGUGGAUAAAGCCAUGGCUGAACGAGAAGACGCAGCAGAGGUUUCUCUUUCAGUGAGAAACGAGGAAGAUCUUUCUCCUGAAUGUGUAGCUUGGGCUGAUUCUUGCAUCAUCAGUUUUCUAGAUGAUUCAGACAACAAUAAUUGGGGAACUUUUAGAGAUGCUUUAACAGAAAUCAUCGAUAUCCAUCCCGAGAUGUUUGUUUUUUCAUCAACAACGGGAACAAGAGGUGUCCUGUCUCCAGACGAGGUUAUGACUGAAUCCGAGACUAUUGAUCUACGGAGAUCUGAACCAGCAGCUGGUUCAGCGAACAGUAGAACUAAUUCAUCGAAUGAAGAAGUUAGCGAGAUUAUCUCUAUGCUAACUUUUGAAUCAGACCCGUCAAAGAAUUGCUUAGAAGAUUAUUAUUUUCCAGAGUCUAUAGCAGAGAAUGGAAACCGUGAACCAGCGGACGGUUCUAAGACAGAUCUUGGAGGUGUUGAAAGUAUAGAAGAAGAUGGGUCAGUGAGCAAUGGAGAGGCUAAAGAAGAAAAACCAGCGUCAGUAUCGUCUCAAGUAUUCAAGGAUGAUUUCAUGAGCACAUACGUUGAAGACAAUGCUGAGGAUUGUAAUGUUACAGAGGAUCCUGUCAAAGUAACUUCACAAGAGAUUUUCAAAGUGUGGGAUCUAGAGGUUGUGGGGGACAAUGAUGAGGAAGAUGGGUUGGUGCUGCAGCUGAAGAAGGCCCUCGAUGAGUCUUCCACUGUCCAGCCCCUUCCACAGCCACUGAAUGAUGAUCAAGUUGUAUCAGAGAAGAGCAAUAUCGAUGAUCUGAUAUCUGGAAUAUCGGAUCUGUCUCUUGCAGAAACUUUUAAGUGAACUAUGUGUAUGUGUUUUAUUUUGACAUCACAAACUCUCUUUUGCUUUACUACUCCUUAACCGACACAAACCGGGUUUGAGAUUUCAAAAUCUGCUACUAGACCAGACCGAAAGGUUUACUGGGUCAAUUUGGUGCCUACACAUCCACUUGGCCACCUGUUGUGCAAUGAUGACGAUGAGAUUGCAGUGUCUCUCGACUGAUGAUGUAGACUUCACAAUCUCUUAAAAAUCCCAGUACUUAACCUCAGCCUUAAGAAAACGCAGGGAACUACGUCCUCACAAAAUCUUUCUCUUUGAGUGUAACUUUCAGACGCAUCUUUGGCUCUAAAUUCUAAAAAGGAAAAUUUUAAUAGGUUUUCA